This is a messenger RNA of Penaeus monodon (black tiger shrimp), 841 nucleotides long. Its product is annotated as integumentary mucin C.1-like. Gene Ontology annotation, molecular function: serine-type endopeptidase activity. The record is from RefSeq and is a predicted model, not a curated record. The coding region runs from base 21 to 623 and encodes 200 amino acids. Lineage: Eukaryota; Metazoa; Arthropoda; Malacostraca; Decapoda; Penaeidae. The transcript is spliced from 4 exons.
AGGACGCAUCGAUAGCCAAUAUGUCAGCAAUCAGACUUUUACUGUUGGGCGUGGUGGCGGCAGUGGGCGGGGCCAACGUGUUCCCCGAGCCACGCCUGGAGACGCUACCCUGCGGAACGACCACCAUGAACCCAGGCGAGCGAGUGGCCAUCCAGUCGCCCAACUUCCCCCAAAACUACGAUACGGACUACAGGUGCCAGUACGAGAUCACGUGCAACCCCAUGGAGUCUACCUACCUGGAGUUCAUCUGUCCUACCUUCGAACUGGAAUCGUCUACCGACUGCCUCAAUGACCGCCUGGUGGUGACUUACCAUGGCUCUCGCGAAGAGAAAUGCGGCACCGACAGUCCCGACGGAACCAUCACCUCCGACGGGUGGACGCGCCUCACCUUCGCCAGCAACGCCGCCACCACCGCCCCUGGCUUCCGCUGUUACAUCUGGUGUCGCGAACAGACCACCACGACUUCCACUACCACUUCAACGACAACCACAUCUACCACUACUACUACCCCAACCACCACUACUACAACUACAACGCCUACAACCACAACCCCCACCACAACUACUACCACACCCACCACUACAACACCCACAACAACCACGCCAACCACUCCAGUCUGCUAGAUCAACAAUCUGUAAUGCAUUUAAACCUUUGCAUUGCACCUUCUACCACCAUUGCUACAUUUAUUACCGCAAAUGCACAACAACACGAAAUGCAACAUCUUACGAAGUCUAAACCUAAUACUCCACUCUGGAAGAUCUGCUGCUACGUUGCAAGCUCUCCUCUAGGUCUUGACACUCAGAGGGUAAAAAUAUGUUAUCCAAUAAAAUAGGAUAUAUGA